GCAUUACUUAUAAUUAUUCUUAUGGAUAAUCCAUUUAAAUUGUAAAAAUUGCGUAAACCGCAAAUUUUUCCCCUUUUUUAAAUAAUGGCAACGUUGUCUUACUUUUAAUCAACGCGAUUUGGAUGGAUACGCAUGUGUUGGCUUGCAGUGCACAUGGAUUAACUUCCUUUACGUGGAUGUGGAUUUACUCUUUAUUAUCACGCUAUCAUAAAUGUAGUUUUUGACGGCUCAUGAUUGAUUUGACUGGGGCAGCUGCGCAAGUUGGAAAUGUUUUCUCGUGAGCGCAGCGAUCGACAGGAUGCCAAUCACUGUCGACGGAAACCUAGCUAUCCCCAGUACGGAAACCACAACAAAUCUGUCAACAACAGUUACAAUACCAGCAAUCAUCGUGGCAGUCGCCAAGAUUUCGAGGGAAGAAAUAAUCGACAUCUGUCAUCUGCAUCCCAUGACACGGAGUCGUCGCGAUAUCCUGGACGAUCGCACGGAACGUCCAGUCCUCGUGAUUCCUGGUCGCACCACUCCGAUGCCCACGAGGAACGCUAUCCCCAGGGGCGCAGCAGUCGCGAUCGACACCGUCGGGACUACGAUCAUCGACAGGACGACGUGAGAUAUCCUCGCCAUUAUGAGGAGCGACGUUACGCAGCUGCGCACUCACCCUCGCGAUACUCAAAUGAAUCGGAUCGUCGACAUACGCCCGUGCAAGCACUUCUCCCUACUCCGUAUCCUUUUCCCAACGCUCAACCGAUCUUUAUGCCGGGUCCCACGACCAUGCCGUCCCACCAGGGAAUGUAUUUCGGGCCACCCGUCAUCCGACCAGGAAUGUAUCCUUUGCCUGUGAUGGGAUCGGGGGUGUACGGGCAACCUUACCCCGGGGGGCAGUGGCUAUUUUCUUCACCCCCUGGGGAAUCGCACCGGGAAAAUAUUUCGGGGCGCGGAAGGACGUUAUUGGGAUUGCCUCCAGAAAGUGGAAGGGGGCCGAUUUUAUAUGGAGGUAGGACCGCGGAAUACGACGAAUCCAAAAAUAGUUCUCCUCGCUCAACGGGAAGUCCUCUUGAUCAUGCGGAUAGCAGUCGGCAAAACGGUUGGCAAUCGCGCUGUGAUACUCCUACUUCGAGCCAAGCAGAUGUCCGAUCUCUUUCGUCCCCCAACCCAACCGAGCUAUACGUUUCCUCUCGGAGCACAUCAAGCCCCUCUCGACAUUCGCUGUUGGCAACACCGGAGCCAUCAGUGGAAAACAGUAUUACUGGAUCAUGUUAUGGAAACGUUUCUCCCGCCAAAUCUUUGUUGUCUUCCUCAUCAUGUAGAACUCCGGAAGUGGUUAAUGGUGCUUUAUACUCCAAUGGGACCAUUCUUGGAUUCAGACCGGAAGGAAUUACGAAAAUCACUACGCCCCGGCGACGAAAUCAGGACGAUGAUGAUGACGGUAGUUUUUUUGAGAGGUUUGGUGCCCGCUCACUAAGUCGCUCGACGGAUCAGACAUCUUCACAUCGAAGUGAUAGAAUUUCGCCUUCGAACGAGACAGGAAAAGCCGAUAAAUCAACUGAAAACAUUACUGCAGACAGAACAAGCAGAAACCAUCACAGUAAGCCCCAGCCAACAUCCGACAGUACGAAGCGAACGUUGCAGUCAUCCCGGCAGCGCCCGUCAAGAGAGCGUUCAGCUUCCCCGCAGACAAAAGCUGGAACAUCGUCACGACCAUUAAAAGAGACCGCUUCGCGACAACGGAACUCAGCCGAAUCAGAUAAACACGGGGAAAAGGAUCCAGACGCUAAUUCGAGGAGCACCGAUCAUGGCAAACAAACCCGUACCGAAAACCGGACUGACAUUGAAUCGCAGUCGAAUUCUACAAAACCUGAGAAAAGCUUCCACAAUCUCUUGAAAGGUUCUACAAAGACCCGGAAAAAUAAAAAGAAAUCAAAGCGGAGGAAUGUUACUUCAGACUCCUCUGCAAGUAGAAACAAAUCUACAUCUCCUGACAUUCUGGAGAAAAAUAGUGGAAGAGAUACUUUACAGCGACCGGACAAAGCCAUUUUUUGCGCGAACCAAACCAGAAACAGACCAGUGUCUCCAGAAAUCUCGGACGAAACGGCGAACAAUGAUUUAUCGCACGAUGAACGAAUAGAUUAUACUGCAGGAAGGGAAAUCCUUCGUUCUUCAGAACCGAAAGAAACAGCCCCGAAGGAGAACGGUACGAAAGCAUCCGAACAGCACUCUCGGUUUGGCCUUGGAAAGAAUGAAAAAUCGAAACCGGACAGACUGAAAGCGAACGCCAUUUUCUUUCCAAGAAGUGACAAAGGGAAGAAGCCGGCCAAUUGCACUGAUCGCUUAAACGCCGAAAAGAAUGGGCAGAAGAAAUCGCUAAUAUUAAAAAUACCAAAGAAAACGGGCGAUGUGCAUAAAGAUAAAAAUCAUGUGAGUUUAUCGAAAGCCCAUAAAGCACUAACGUCUGAAAUGUCGACGCUGAGGGCGAAAUCCACCCAGAAAGCUGGAGAAUUAAGUGACAAUGAAUCUCGCUCUGAUUCUUCCGCGGUUGCAACAACCUUGUGCACGUCAGCAAAGGAACCAAGCCAAAUUUCAGGGGCGCCAUCGGAACAAAAUUCGGUCUCUGGUUUGGCUAAAAGCGGCGUGACAGAUGAUUCGACGAAGGAGACCCGUGAAAAAAAUUGUCCGGUUAACUCGAGUGCACAGGAUCGUUGCUCUACUUCGUUGCGACUAAGCAGUGAUACCACUGACAGCGGAACUGAAGUUUCCCAAAAGACUGACCAAUCUAAGUUGAAAUCAGCAUCAGUUACUCGACGAAUAAACGGCGUUUCCAAAGCAGCUGGGGAAUUUUCCGGGCAAGCAAAUCAUAGUGCAUGUGCCACUAUGCCUGGUAACGAGAGUCCUAAGAAAUCCCCGCUUCUGGUAUCACCCGAGAAGAUGCAGGAUGAAUCUGCUGAUGAUUCACUCUUGAAUAAGCCGUUAACUCCUGAAGAACUGGAGUUGUGCCAUCUGACGAAUAUGGUGUUUCGUGAUGUCGAGCGUAUGGCGCGACGAGCUCAUCGUCACCGCAGAGGAACACUCAACCUCAAGAAUGUGCUGCAGACUACGGCCAUCCCAGUAUUUCCAGCCCCAGAUGCCUCCGAAGUAUCUUCUGAUAACCCAUCUUCAUCGCUAGAAAAUGCCCGCAAGAAGAAACGCAAAGUAGGCAAUCUGGACGAUACUGUCAGCACGGAAAAGUCAGCUUCAGAACCGCCUGUGGCUGCAGAAAUCAAAGAUAUUCCAUUACAAAUCUCUGCCAGGCAUCUGACAGCCGCGGACAUUACUGAAUAUGAAAUUAUGGUCAAGAAAAAACAUCGACAGGAAUGUUUGGUACCAAAUUAUGGAUUGUCCGAACCAAAGCGAUUAAAAGCCAUCUGUCCACCAAAAGUGCAAGCUGAUCUGGCCAAAUAUAUGGAAGGAAUGUUGAAACCUUCAGAAAAGAAAAAAUGCUUGGGAAGUGGAAAAAUUACUCCCGGUGAUCUUGUCAGUUAUUUAAAGACUGGCUUCAGUCCGUCAGAAAAAAGCCUGGAACAGCUGCUUUUUCAUGCUGUGAAAAGCCACUCGAAAAAGGAAAACUUCAUUGGGAUCGUAAUGUUGUUGUUGGCGAACGGAGUGAACUGUGAUGCUGUGGACGAUAACGGUGACACGGCAUUGAAGCUGGCAGUGCUAGCCGGUGAUUAUCCGAUGGUGGAUUUACUGGUACAACAUUCCCUGGCGCCUGCCCUGGAUGCUAGAAAAAACAAUAAAUGUCACAUAGCCGCUGCUGCAUGGAUUGCCCAGAUGUGUGCCUGGGACAUAGUUCUUCUGGUUUUGGAGAAUUCUUCGGUCGAGCAACUUUUCGUGAAGAAUCUGGACGAUAAAAUUUCCCUCACCAUGCUCGUAUCGCAACCAGAAUUCCAGUUUGCCCAUAUAGAAGAUCUGAUCUUGGCAAUGGGGGCCGAAAAUCUUGCUCAGUAUAGCGCGGAAAGCUUCCUACAUCUCGUAGCCGCCCAUAGACGAGUGGAUCUUGUGCAUUUCUGUCUGGCACGUUUUCCGUUUGAUCCGGUAGUCGCUGAUAAAAGUGGCAGAACUGUUCUGCAUUUGUUUGCUGCUUUUGCCAAUCUGAACAAGAAAGACAUGGAGCAACUGGCGGAUAUGGCUCAGAAUCUGGGCGUACCGCUAGAUGUAGCCGAUCAGAAGAAUAUGACGGAAAUGCAGAUAGCGGAGAAUUCAGGGAAUAUUAGUCUAGCUGGGCACUGGCAGUUGGCGAAGGAGGGAAAAUUUAUAUUGGAACCUUUCUGUCUUUUCCUGGAUAUCUCAUACGGGAUGGAAAGUUUCCCUAUUAAAGUCAUCAAUGAAAGAAGUGCGGAUAGUAUGAAUGGAUUCACUUACAUUCGGGAGAACAUUUAUCUGGGGGAAAAUCCCACGUCGAAAGGCACAAUGCACUGUCCUUGUCCUCCUGGAAAAUGCGAUGCGUUCAACUGUCCGUGUCUUAAGCGAGGACUGGCGUACAGCGCGACCGGGACUGUUGUGCCUGGGUCUUGCAAAGGGAACCCGAUCUUCGAGUGUGGCCCGAUGUGUCCCUGUGGGCCCAACUGUGCUAGUCGAGUGGUUCAAAAUGGUAUUAGAAUGCCUUUUGAAAUUUUUAUGACACGCAAUCGCGGAUGGGGCGUCCGAGCAACGAGAACGAUUCAACCUGGAGAAUUCGUAGUAGAGUUUGUUGGUGAGAUCGUGGAAAGCGAUAUGCUGUUAGCAAGGGAUCCUGACAAUGACUGGGCCAUGGAGCUGACUGUUGACACUUACGACGGUGUGAUGUACCAUGUGGAUCCUACGCAUUGUGGAAACGUAGCCAGGUUUCUUAAUCACUCCUGUGAUCCGAAUUUGUUUGCUGCGCGCGUUUACGUAUCCGGAGACCCUACCGACACCGGUGUACGAAUGGCAAUGUUUUCGGCUCAAGUGAUCCAUAAAGGAAAAGAACUAACUUUUGAUUACGGUGAUGAAUACUGGCGCCGACAAAAUGAACGAGGAGUGUAUUGUCAGUGUGGAUCAUUGAAAAAAUGCAAAUUUAUGAAGAGGGGGAAGAAGUCGCGUAAAUACAAAAAUAAUAAUAAAGCGGUUAUUGAGGAUGUGGAUUUAGAUGAUCUAUCGUGCUGUCCGUCCGAACCGUCUUCUUCUGGAUGUCAGUAAACCCGCUUUCGGAAUGUUUGUAGGAAACUGUCUCGGGUUUUUUGGCCUUGACUUUUUGCAUUUAGUGUUUUGUGAAUUUUUUACCACUUUAAUUCUUACAAGUGUACAGCAAAAUAGAGUAUCACGUUGUGGAAUCAGUUUUUAUCGUUUUAAUGUGUUAAUUUGAACGUUAACUUGAAAUGGUAUUCAGUGAGAGUAUUGUUGCGGCGUUGCAUGUUGCCGUUUCGGUAGACUAUCCGAAUUAAAUUACUUCAGUGAAA
Molecule: messenger RNA, 5447 nt
Organism: Paramacrobiotus metropolitanus
Lineage: Eukaryota; Metazoa; Tardigrada; Eutardigrada; Parachela; Macrobiotidae
Exons: 21
Coding region: 268-5187 (1639 amino acids)
Cellular component (GO): nucleus
Molecular function (GO): protein-lysine N-methyltransferase activity; zinc ion binding; histone methyltransferase activity
Source: RefSeq, a predicted model, not a curated record